Coffea arabica (coffee) is the source of this 1213-nucleotide messenger RNA. RefSeq names its product xyloglucan endotransglucosylase protein 1. Gene Ontology annotation, molecular function: hydrolase activity, hydrolyzing O-glycosyl compounds; xyloglucan:xyloglucosyl transferase activity. The record is from RefSeq and is a predicted model, not a curated record. Lineage: Eukaryota; Viridiplantae; Streptophyta; Magnoliopsida; Gentianales; Rubiaceae. Gene Ontology annotation, biological process: cell wall biogenesis; xyloglucan metabolic process.
GACUUUUUCCCAGAGUUUCAGAGCUACCUUUUUUCCCGAUGCUACCGUUCAAUUCUCUAUAAAUUGGAACCUCUGUGCAAUUAAACCAUCAGUAACAGGACUUUAUUUUCCCUUCUGAACGCUAAUACAGUCACUGUACUUGUUUCGGUUGAACGAAGUGUUAAUCAAUGGCUUCACUUUCUUUGAUUAACGUUCCAUUUCUUCUGGUGAUAUCUUUAUCAAUAGUCACUUCUUCAAUGGUGGCUUCUGCUAAUAAUUUCUAUCAAGAUUUUGACAUAACCUGGGGAGGUUCCAGGGGAAAGAUACUCGACAAUGGGGAGCUUCUUACUUUAUCCUUGGAUAACAUUUCUGGCUCAGGGUUCCAAUCCAAGAAAGAGUAUUUAUUCGGGAAAAUUGAUAUGCAGCUCAAAUUAGUCCCUGGAAAUUCUGCUGGCACUGUCACUGCUUACUACUUGUCAUCAAUUGGACCGAUCCACGAUGAAAUAGACUUUGAGUUUCUGGGAAAUUUGAGCGGUCAACCUUAUAUACUUCAUACCAAUGUGUACACUCAGGGCAAAGGCGAAAGAGAACAGCAGUUCUACUUAUGGUUUGAACCAACUGCUGAUUUCCACACUUAUUCAGUCCACUGGAAUCCAUCAGCUGUUGUCUUCUCUGUGGAUACAAUUCCCAUCAGGGUUUUCAAGAACUUGGAAUCCAUAGGUGUUGCAUUUCCGAAAACCCAGCCAAUGAGGCUAUAUUCAAGUUUAUGGAACGCAGAUGAGUGGGCCACAAGAGGGGGCCUGGUGAAGAUUGACUGGACUCAAGCACCAUUUAUGGCUUCCUACAGAGGUUUUAGUUCAAGUGCUUGCAGUCUGGCUUCUGCAAAACCUUCUUGCGUUUCAUCAAUGCCAAAUUAUAGUCCGUGAUUGUCAGAGCAGCUGGAUCCACUCGGUGAAAGGAGGUUAAGGUGGGUGGAAAAGAAUUACAUGAUCUACAAUUAUUGCACUGACGCAAAGCGUUUUCCACAGGGAUUUCCACCAGAGUGCAGGGCCAUCUCUUGAAAGGAAAGAAUAUGUCCAUUCUGAUACUCGUUUCCAUCUCCGAAUUUUGCUUUCUAGUUAAUCUCUUUCUUAAGUGGUGUUUCGUGCUAAAAUUUUGUUGUCGUCCUCGAAGUUCUUGUAGCAUAAAUGCACAAUGAAUAUGACAUGUAAUAUGAACUCAAGAGUAUAUUGUU